AUGGAAUGUGUUUUCGGGUAUUUUUGCGUUUUUACGGUGAUUUGGGAUGAGAUUGGUGAGAUUAGGAGUUCCGCGCCUCUCUUGGUCUUCUCAGCUAUUAUGACGGACGCAUUAAAGGAGAUCGGAAUCCAGGAUGUUGCCGUGAGUGAGGCCGAGGCAGGAGUGUCAUCGAGUAAAGAGAUGGCAUUCGUGGCGUUGGGAGAGGGGGGUAUGGAGUCGGAUGAUUAUAUGAGAUAUAAGAAGUUGGAGAAGACGAUGGAGCAUUUGGAG
Molecule: messenger RNA, 270 nt
Organism: Anisakis simplex (herring worm)
Lineage: Eukaryota; Metazoa; Nematoda; Chromadorea; Rhabditida; Anisakidae
Source: the annotation of a GenBank genome assembly